AUGGGCGGCGCGACCUUGACGAUUGCCUCGCCCCCAAAGGCGCAACUGCCAGUCCGGUCGCAUUCUUCACCUGACCUAGUGUUGCUGUCAUCCCACUAUCCUCUUUCCGAGACCGCACCAUCCAAGGGCCUGCUGCCCCUGCCCGACUUUGAUGUCCCACCGCUGGAAGACUCCAUCUUCCUCAAGCUCAAGGAUUCUAGCGUCACAACAGUAUCAAGCCUACCGGCCCAUGGCCCACGCGCAUCCCAAGAGGCCCUGACCGCCGGUCUCGACACCGGCAGAAAGACAGAUGCCAUCCGACCUCAUACAUGGAGACCCCUGCGGGAUGAAAAUGACCUUGCCGACAUAGCAUCGCCGCCCCAGUCCUACCCCGAAGAGACGGACUCAGCAGGAACUACAGUCAACCUUUCCGAUUCCACACGACUCCACAGGUCUAGAACCGCUUCUGGUUCAUAUGUCAACUUAGGGAGCCUAUCAUGGCUACCCGGAUCGCGCUCCCGGAAUUCAUCCUCGGAAGAUGAACGCUCAGAGGUGCUUGAUGAGGCCGCCGAAUAUGACAAGGUGCUGUCGCCUAGGCGCAUAUGGGGUCGUGACAAACCAGGCUGGGGCAUUGGGGCGAGCAAGUCUUCGGAUUCUCUCAGUACAACGACACGCGCCCUCAACAGAGCCAAUGUCUAUCUCACCAAGAUCAAGCAAAAGCCACAGACGGUCUUCGUCAGGAGCGGGUUAGGUGCGUCCCCUAUCAAACGGAGCUUCGAGACGGUACGCGCCAUCAAGGAUGGUGCAAGCAGUGCUUAUGCUUCUUCCACGGACGUUAGUGCAGUGGAUGAGCUGGCGAGCACGCCUGUCACCGGUUCAGAGCGUGGGUCCGAGAUAACGGCGGCUUCGGUUGUGAGGGACCCUCUGUGGUCCCCGUUUCGCGACCUGGAUAGCGCAUACUAUGCCUUUGUGGGCAAGCAGACUACUGCCCAUCGCAUGACGAUUGUCAAGACGGCGCUGGUCCCGUUUCUGAAUCGGUAUACAUAUGACCCCUCAAACAAGGACGCAGAUGCUCUCUCGCCCGAGGAUGUGGAGCGCCGCGCCACCAUAAUGGGGAAGUGGUGGGCUGUCAUGCUCCAGCUCCUUGAUGAGAAUAGCGGUCGGGUCGCCUGGGACCAGGGCAUAACAGCAAGCUUGCUCCCCGACCCUACCCCGGAGCCUCUUGCCGGCCUUGACCGGCCGAUUGUACUUGGAGCGAUCACAAUGCUCAUGACCAGACCAGAGUGGCGACUGGGCACACCUCACUUCCGCCCGCUCGCCGAACGAUGUCCAUCCGAGAAGGUACGGGCACGCUCGGACUCCGGGGCUUUGUCCCUGAGCGACACCUCGUUCAUCGCUCGAUCGACCGAGCGAAACGUCCAUGAUGUUUUCCUAUCAAACUUGCUUAGCCAGCUCGCCGUCGUCAUAAACAAGCUCUCUCUCUGGAAAACCCCAGAGCCUCUCAUCACCUUUGCGGGCAAGACUUUGGCGUAUGGAUUCUUCUUCGUCCCGGGCGUAGCGCAGAUAGUCGUACGCCUGUGGGGGCUUGACGCAAAGCCUAGCCUCAUCACUAGGGUUGUGGAUGAAUUUGGGCUGCCCCGGGUGAGCCUUGGGGAAAGUGACGACAUUGUUGCUCUGUUCCCUCCGAGCCUGGGCUCACUGGGCUACUCGUCCGUCAAGAAGCUGAGAGAAAAGCUUCGGCGCCCCCCUAAAUUCCCAUCUCAGACACUCCACAUUCCGUGGUAUGGGCCAUGGGUUUCAAGGUGGCGUGGUGGCGAUACCAACCUCUUCUUCGUCUUUUACAAGCACUUUUAUCUAAUUUCGGAGGAGUUUAUGCCAACCGGCCUGCCCCUUGUCGAGAAAGCACGCGCACCGGCAUUCGUACUCAUACACGCCCAGUUGCUCUCCAUCUUUGAUGAUACCAUCAACCGCCAGGUUGCCUUUGAGGCUCUGAUGCGACCGCCAUUCCCAAAUUCCAUCCAAGGGGCUGACGCAGCACUUGCACAUAUGGGGUCGCCACUCCCACUUGCCAACAUGUUUCGUGGCAUGGACGAGAACUGCCUCAUUAUGCUACUGAGAGAUUUCCUAUUGAUGGCUAACUGUCUUAGCGGAGCGCGGUAUGCUUUCGCCGAAGCCUUUAUGCGCCUCUUGAAAGCUGCAACUAAGCGGACGGGCCAGUAUGACCACAAUGCCCAGCAACUCUUGUGUGAUUUCCUCCAAGAAGCUCUCCAAAUCUAUCAUGUGGCCCCUUCUAGCCCUGGUGAUGGUGGAAUCCCGGGUUCACCUCCGCUGAUGGGCUAUGUCGAUUGGACUUUCUGGUUCGAUGUCUGUAAGAGGAUGCUAUCCAAUAACAACACCAUGUCCGAGAUUAGAACUCUGUCGUUUUUGUUUUCGACAUGGGAUAUAAUAGCGGCGGAUCCAAGUAGGAAGGAGGCAUUGUGUAUGGAUUGGCUACUUGACGAGGAGGUUUUCGCAAAGUUUUUCUGCAACUGGUGCCCCAUGGUCCGGGCAUAUUAUCUGAGGCUCCUAUGUUGGAGAAUUUGCCGCGAUUCCGGGAGCUCGAAUGAACUGGACACUCGAAUCUGGAUCUUGGUCUCCAAGAGACUCAGGGACACAUAUUCGCAAUAUCUCUGGUUGAAACAAAAGGCAGAGCGGUCGGCUUUGGCUCCCCCUUCGACAACCCCGAGUCCGCCACAGCCAGGCAAACGUUUUAUGAUCGUGCGCAACGAGGUCAUGGGAGCAUCAUUUCAAGGUCUGCUGGCGAACCCCCUGGCCAGUCCCCAAAGAGCCAACUCGCUUCCGCAAGUUGACUUUAGGGACUUCGACGGCUAUAAUUCACACAACUUUACGACGGAAAGCAACGAUGGCGUUGACAAUCCUAGGGAUGCACAAUCCAACAAACGGCGAUCCCUUUUGGGGAGAUUGCGAGGCCUAAACGCACCGGCCGGUGAGGGCAGACCGCGAAACUAUGGCGAAGAGCUAGAAAAGUCACGCAGGGACACGGUGGUCCCACGACAGUGCUCCGAAGGCCCACCCCUCCCGCCCAAGGACGACAACCCAAGCCGAGCUCCGCCGUCCCCAGGCUCGGACUCGACUGGUUCCGCGCCCAUUUUUGACGCGGAGCAGUAUGUUUUCAAGUUCACACUCCACAACAUACCAUGGCAUAACGGCGUACCCGCCUAUCUCAGAGAACAGGUCAUUACGCGGCCUAGGCUGCCUGCUCCAGCACAGUCGAGAGUCAGUUCGAAGCUGGCGUCGGCGGGCUAUCGGGAAGAAGACACUGUUCCCUUAUCGCCAGGUCGUCCGCCAUCUACCAGGGCCGUCUCGGGCUGGAUGCAGGGCGGCUUGAUCUCAGAGGCCAGAAAUGCACAAAGGAAGCCUGGUUUGUACCAAAACACGCAGCAAUGCCUAUCUCCCGGCCUGGAGCCCCGCGGGAGGCCAUCGUUUGGUGGUGACAGCAGCCGGAGUGAGCUCAGGUUGAUUGGGGAGCUUCCUUUCGAGAAUUCUACGGCUGCCGGCCCAAAGCCGGAAACACGACAUCUGGAACUACCAAAGCCCAAGGAUGUGGAAAGCAAAACUAUGGCCGUCGAGCCUACUGGAAUACAUAAAACUACGUCACGUUAUGCGGGGCGUGCGCUUGCGGAGUGGAGCUUGGUCGUCAGCGAGUGCAACUCGUUCGUCGACCGACGACGUGAAGAGGGAGUUCUCGGUCUGAGGGACGUCGAGGUCCCUAUUCUGGCAGCCGAGGGCUUACGCAGGGCUGGAUAG
Pyricularia grisea is the source of this 3786-nucleotide messenger RNA. RefSeq lists its product as uncharacterized. The coding region runs from base 1 to 3786 and encodes 1261 amino acids. The record is from RefSeq and is a predicted model, not a curated record. The transcript has a single exon. Lineage: Eukaryota; Fungi; Ascomycota; Sordariomycetes; Magnaporthales; Pyriculariaceae.